Molecule: messenger RNA, 1287 nt
Organism: Hermetia illucens (black soldier fly)
Lineage: Eukaryota; Metazoa; Arthropoda; Insecta; Diptera; Stratiomyidae
Exons: 2
Coding region: 226-1086 (286 amino acids)
Source: RefSeq, a predicted model, not a curated record
CGUGCCGUCGUGAACGCCGAACAUUCACUAGAGAGCGUGGUUCAUUUAUAUUCGGUCGUCCAGACCAGUUCAUGUGCGUAGCUCGAUUUAGAUUGUUCGCCCGAUCUGUUUCUGUGUUCUAUCCAGAUAGCGAGCGAAUUCAAGCGUCAACUAUUUCGUGUUCGUGGUUUGUUACUGGAUUUUGAUUGCAAACUGGCUGCGCGUCGAGUUCGUGGUAUUUACAUUAUGGAUUGGGAUAAGGAAGCCUCAUUGAAACUUAUAAAGCUGUAUCGCGCGCAGCCAUGCCUUUGGGAUCGAAAUCAUAGCGAUUAUAAAAACAGAGUUAAAAUGGCGUUGGCUUGGAAUGUUAUCAGUGAAAAAAUGAAAUGUGAUGUAAUGGACGCGAAGAAGAAACUUGAGUCCUUAUUGGCUUCGUUUCGGCGUGAGCGUCACAAAUAUAGAUUUGCGAAUCAAGCUGAUGGCAAAUCUACUUGGUUUGCAUUCGAUAGUAUGACCUUUUUGCUGGAACACUUUCCAGGCAAGAAACCUGCAAAUGAAGAGGAACCGUCGCAGACGAACAUCGAAAUCAGGAACGAGCCUGUAGAAAUUGUCGUCGAAUCAGAUGAUUCUGAAGUGGAGGAAUCCACUAAUAAUCGCAAGGAACCUAGCCCACCUCCAUCUCCACCACAGCUUCAACGGAAAAGAAAACCAAUUGCCAUCGAACCAAGAAAAGUCAAACGGAGAUUUAUUGAGGGGAUACCCGCGAAACGAAUCCUGCGAGAUGGUAGUGCUAUUUUCGGAGAGCACGUGACAUCAAAACUUCGCGGUUACAGCGAACACACAAGGAACGUGGUUGAAUAUUUGAUUGGAAAUAUUCUCUACAAGGCUGAUAUGGGUCAAUAUGAAAAGCAAACAAACAAUCAGAGAGCCAGAUCAUUUCCGACACCGACGGCCGAAUUUACGGUUUUCAACAAUUCUCAAUCAAACGGAAACGAUUCAUACUUUGAUCCUGCUGCGACGAACCAAAACCAGGAUGAGAGCAAUUCUUCGGAUGUCGAAAGUUUUACUGAAACUAAAGUGUCAAUUAUUGACAUUGCACCAGCUUAAUCGCGGUAAACCAACUCUCCGGAGGCGCUCCAAGCUUUUUCAAGGUUUUUUUCUUAUUUCUGAUGAGUUUAGGUAAAUAAUUUCCGGAAUAGCGACGGAUUCCUCUCGAUAUUCUUAUUCUACAAUAUUUUUUAAAAAAAGAAAUGGUAGUUAUAAGAAAAUUUUAUAGAUUUGUAAUAAAAGCGACUGAUUGUUUUGAUA